AUGAAGCCCAUUUUAAUUCGGGACAAGUAUCGUGUCGAUCGUAAGAUUGCCGAAGGCGGGGCUGGAUUGGUGUAUGCUGGUACCGACGUUACAUGUGACAAAGAUGUUGCCAUUAAGCUAAUGGAGAACCGGAAUGGUCCCACCGCUUUGAGGCAAGAAGCAGUUGUAUACCAACAGCUCGAGGAAGCACCCGGAUUUCCUGAUUUUUACUGGUCUGGAUCAGAUGGUAGCUACGAAUUCCUGGUUUUCGAGCUCCUGGGACCCUCGUUGGCCGAUCUUUUCGCGUAUUGCGAGUACAAGUUCUCAUUGAAGACCAUCCUCCUUAUCGCCGACCAAGCGAUCGCUAGGAUCGAACGCAUUCACAGGCACUUCCUUCAUCGAGAUAUCAAACCCGAGAAUUUCUUAUUAGGAACAGGAAAACAAGGCAAUACAAUCUACGCGGUCGACUUUGGCCUAGCCACAAAGGUUUAUAGCGAAGAAGAGUAUAGGGGAUAUGAAGGACUGGCAUUUGAAGGCACUUAUCGCUAUGCUAGUAUUAACUGCCACAGGGGACUCGAACCAUCUUGGAGAGAUGACCUCGAGUCUCUGGGUUACGUUCUCUUGUACUUUGCGCGUGGGUCUCUGCCGUGGGAGGAAAGCAAAGUAACAACAAUGAACAAGAACAGCAUUUUCAAGGACAUGAAAGCUAGCCUUUCUGGCGCAGAGCUCUGCGAAGGCUUUCUUCCCCAGGAGUUUGCUUUGAUGAUCGAUUGCGCCAGGUCUCUGAAAAUUGGCGAGAAACCCGAUUAUCGCUAUUUCCGCCGGCUAUUCCGGGAUCGCUUUUUAGCUGAGGGAUUCCACUAUGAUAAUGUGUUUGACUGGACUGAAAGGAGAUUCCAUGAAAUCCGUGGCGAGCUCAACCAGAAAGAGUUCGCGUGGGGCGCCAUAGACAGUUUUCAAUGA
Neoarthrinium moseri is the source of this 942-nucleotide messenger RNA. RefSeq lists its product as uncharacterized. Gene Ontology annotation, molecular function: ATP binding; protein serine/threonine kinase activity. The transcript is spliced from 4 exons. The record is from RefSeq and is a predicted model, not a curated record. Lineage: Eukaryota; Fungi; Ascomycota; Sordariomycetes; Amphisphaeriales; Apiosporaceae. The coding region runs from base 1 to 942 and encodes 313 amino acids. Gene Ontology annotation, cellular component: nucleus; cytoplasm. Gene Ontology annotation, biological process: peptidyl-serine phosphorylation; endocytosis; signal transduction.